This is a messenger RNA of Mus pahari (shrew mouse), 1154 nucleotides long. It is a transcript of the gene Pdcd2, whose product is annotated as programmed cell death 2. The coding region runs from base 23 to 1054 and encodes 343 amino acids. The transcript has 6 exons. Lineage: Eukaryota; Metazoa; Chordata; Mammalia; Rodentia; Muridae. Gene Ontology annotation, cellular component: nucleus; cytoplasm. The record is from RefSeq and is a predicted model, not a curated record.
GUGGCCGAGUCCUGCUGCGAGCAUGGCUGCGGCCGCCCCUGCUCCGGUGGAGCUGGGCUUCGCCGAGGAGGCACCGGCCUGGAAGCUGCGCAGCGAGCAGUUUCCCAGCAAAGUGGGCGGGCGGCCCGCGUGGCUGGGCCUGGCGGAGCUGCCGGGGCCCGGGGCGCUGGCGUGUGCGCGCUGCGGCCGCCCGCUCGCCUUCCUGCUGCAGGUGUACGCACCGCUGCCGGGCCGGGACGACGCCUUCCACCGCAGCCUCUUCCUCUUCUGCUGUCGCGAGCCGCCCUGCUGCGCCGGCCUGCGAGUUUUUCGAAAUCAGCUACCAAGGAAAAACGCAUUCUACUCCUAUGAGCCCCCUUCUGAAACGGAAGCUUUGGGUACAGAAUGUGUGUGCCUCCAGCUUAAGUCUGGAGCCCAUCUCUGUAGGGUUUGUGGUUGCUUGGCCCCUAUGACAUGCUCUAGGUGCAAACAGGCACGUUACUGCAGCAAGGAGCAUCAGACAUUAGACUGGAGGCUCGGACACAAGCAGGCUUGUACACAGUCAGACCACUUAGACCAUAUGGUUCCAGACCACAACUUCCUGUUUCCAGAAUUUGAAAUUGUAACAGAAACAGAAGAUGAACUUUUGCCUGCGGUUGUGGAAAUGGAGGAUUAUUCUGAAGUUACAGGAAGCAUGGGGGGAAUUCCUGAGGAAGAACUAGAUUCCAUGGCAAAGCAUGAAUCCAAGGAAGAUCACAUAUUCCAAAAGUUUAAAUCCAAAAUAGCCCUUGAACCAGAGCAGAUUCUCAGGUAUGGACGAGGGAUUAAACCCAUCUGGAUUUCUGGUGAAAAUAUUCCUCAAGAAAAAGAUAUUCCAGAUUGCCCGUGUGGUGCCAAGAGAAUAUUUGAAUUCCAGGUCAUGCCUCAGCUGUUGAACCACCUGAAGGCAGACAGACUUGGCAGGAGUGUGGACUGGGGUAUCUUGGCUGUCUUCACCUGUGCUGAGAGCUGUAGUCUGGGUAUCGGCUACACAGAAGAAUUUGUGUGGAAGCAGGAUGUGACAGAUACACCUUAAAAGGGGUUAAAUUCUUACAAAAGAUACAAAAUAAAAAAUAAAACCUUAUGCCUCAGUACUUCACAAUUCCAUCUCUAGGACUUUAUCCUAAGUAAACAGU